Molecule: messenger RNA, 785 nt
Organism: Cyprinus carpio (common carp)
Lineage: Eukaryota; Metazoa; Chordata; Actinopteri; Cypriniformes; Cyprinidae
Gene: mrps25
Product: mitochondrial ribosomal protein S25
Exons: 4
Coding region: 77-601 (174 amino acids)
Cellular component (GO): mitochondrion
Molecular function (GO): structural constituent of ribosome
Source: RefSeq, a predicted model, not a curated record
AGCAGGAGCAGCAUGAGCUGGUAUUUUGGGAUGAGGUCUCUGGUUCAUUUAAUUGAGACAAAUUAAUACUUUAAUAAUGCCGAUGAAGGGAAGAUUCCCCAUACGGAGGACACUGGAGUAUCUGCAGAAAGGAGAAGUCGUGUUUAAAAAAUCUGUGAAUAUUAUGACUGUCAAUUAUAACACACAUGGAGAUCUGAGUGAAGGAGCAAGGUCAGAAUUUGUGUUCUUCAAUAUCCCUCAAAUCCAGUACAAAAACCCCUGGGUUCAAAUAAUGAUGUUCAAAAACAUGACACCCUCACCCUUUCUCCGAUUUUACCUCGAUGAUGGAGAGCAAGUGUUGGUGGACGUAGAAGGAAAAGACCACAAAGAAAUUACGAACCACGUGAAGAUGAUCCUUGGCAAGUCAGAUAAAGUUCUUGAAGCUGAAGCUCUGGCUAAAAUGGAGUUGUCUAACCCUGCUAACUUUGGGCCCAAGAGAUAUUUCCUGCGGGAGUGUAUCAGUGAAGUGGAGGGUCAAGUUCCUCAUCCUGGUUUUGUCCCACUUCCCAAAGAGAUGACUGGCAAAUACAGGGCUAAACUGGCAGCAGCCUCUGAUGAGUAGAUGCUGUGUGAAACAAAUGUGAAAACGCAUUGGACGCUUAAAAAAAAAAAAUAAAUAAAAAGAAUCUUAAAGGUUUUUGGUGGGUGAGAUGAACACGCUUUGAUGUUUGUGACUUUCACUUAGACUGACUGUUAAGCAGACUUGUUUGAUAAACCUGCAAAAAAUAAAAAAAUAAAUCCAAAAA